Messenger RNA from Saprolegnia parasitica CBS 223.65, 1878 nucleotides. RefSeq lists its product as hypothetical. The transcript has 8 exons. Bases 7 to 1848 code for a protein of 613 amino acids. NCBI's taxonomy places the organism in Eukaryota, Oomycota, Saprolegniomycetes, Saprolegniales, Saprolegniaceae. The record is from RefSeq and is a predicted model, not a curated record.
GCGACGAUGGAGAAUGCGCUCGCCGACGAGAACGAUACGUGGCGGAAGAACUACCUCAAGGAAAUCCAGACCAACCGCGAGCUUACAAAGCAGCUCAAGGAGCUCACGCGACGCCUCGAGCUCGAGAAAGAGAAGACCGAUGCGCCAGAGCCCCAGGUCAAUGACGAGCCAUGCGCAAUGAGCUGUGCGUCGUGCGUAGUCUUGCAACGCGAGUUGGACGUCCUGCGUGCACGGCAUGCCGCCCUCGCAGAGCGCUACCGGCUCCUCGAGCUCGAGCUCGAGAGGCCGCGCUCUAGCGACAUCAAGCAGCCACCUGCGGCGCCAUUGCAGCUGCCCCGACCGGCGGAGCCAGCGCGGACAAAGCGCCUUUCGGAUCCGGCCGAGAUGGACUCUGCCUGUCAGAGCAUCUUCAACGUCAACAACAACACGCCGCAUGUCGUGUGCGCGGCAGCAAACGAGCAGCCAUCGUCCAAGCACUUGGUCGAGUAUGGUCUCCUCUUUGGGUAUGCGGCCGUCGACGACCCCCACGACACGGCCGCGUUCAAGCGGUGCCGGAGCGUGCCCGAAGGUCGCGGCAAGACACUGCAGCACCAAGCGUCGCUAUCUGCGAUCAAGCCGCCGCCAUCGUCGUCGCUCUGGCCUUUUGGGAAGCUCAAGCCCGCGGCCCCGCCGCACGUGGCCGCCGUGCCCAAGGUCAUGGCCGCGUACCCGUCCCCGCUGCCCGCAUCGUCCGGUGAUGUGGCGUGCCUCAUGGAGCUCUGCUUCCCGACAGGCGAAGCGAGUUAUGCUCACUUGCGCCCGACGGCCGUCGCCGUCUUGCACCGUACAGAGGCUUCGUUUGUCUUGCGCUUGUCGGGCCAGGACGAGGUACACUAUGCCAUGUGCGUGGUGACGGCAAGCGAGACGAACGUACUUCGGUGCUUCUGCCUCGUGAGCGUCCACCCUUUCUUCAGCCUCUUCUUCAAGGUCCUGCACGGCAUCGUCGCGCUCUGCAAUGUCCAGCGCGGCGCGGCAGAUGUCUUCGAAGAUGUCUUGGCUCGGUUGUACGCGACACCCGUGCCUUCCAUGGGCGGCUGGUCCUGCUUCCGCCUCGAAGCAUCGUACCCACUUCUGACCUUUCACCGCCCGCACACCAAGGACGUGGCGAGCCAACACCGCCAGUUUGUGCUCGAGUGGACGUCUCCGUGGCUCUUCUCCAAGGUCUCGCUCGACCACUUGCUCGUCGUCCUCGGCCUCUUGAGCUGCGAGAGCAAGGUGCUCGUGCUCGGCGCCGACCCGACGGUCGUCACGUCGUGUGUGCUGGCGCUCGCCGCACUCCUCUCGCCCCUGCAAUGGGCCGGCGCGCUACUGACGCUGAUUCCCGCGCGCCUCGACGAGCUCCUCGAAGCGCCGGUGCCCGUCCUCGCCGGUCAAAUGGUCCCGAGCGACUCGGCCGUGGCGCCCAUCCGCAACGUGGCCUUGCUGGACGUGGAUAUGAACCAGAUUAUCUUGCACCCAGACGACAUGGCGCAGCUGCACCACGCCAAGUGGCCCGAGAGCGACCAGCUCCGCUUUGAGCUCCGGCCCGCGGCCGACAAGCUCUUCGGCAAGCACGUGACGCCGCACCGCAUCGAGCGCGACGAGGUCGAGGCAUGCGAGACCCUCUCGUCGUCGAUUCACGCCCACCUCGAGCACCUCGUGUCCGCCGAGCACAGUUCGCCGUCGAUCUUUCUCGAUACGUUUCGCAGUACGCAAAUGUACAGCGACUUGAUCGGUGCUAGUACGAUCGCCAAGGACGAGGACGACCUUGGUGGCGAUAGCGACCGCGCGUCCGACUGCGACGGCGAGUCCAUCUUGUACGACGCCUAGUCAUACGUUGCACUAAGCUAUUAGUAUAAG